AUGCAAAUGGUCAAGGAUGUUCUAGCCAACAGUGAUAAAGUUUCAGAGGUCCUACAAGAGUCUACUCAUCAGUUCAACCUGCUUACUUCACCCACCUUCCUACCAAAGGUCAAGGAUCAAGGGAAAUUCACUCUCCCUUGCACACUUGGGCAUCUUGAGAUUGACAAUGCCUUAGUGGAUUCUGGAGCAAGCAUCAAUCUGAUCUCUCUCUCCAUGGCAGAGAAGCUAGGCAUUGCUGGAGCCUUGCAGCGCCCUACUACUUCAAUCAUGUUUGGAGAUGCAACUUCUAAGUCUCCUCUUGGAGUGUUCAAGAACUAUCACUUGAAAAUUGGAGAAUGCAUCAUCCAAACUGAUCUCACUGUGAUGGAAAUGGAAGAAGAGAAGGAUUUGCCUUUUAUUGGGAACCCCUUUCCUUAUACCAAUCUCAGUUCUAAGAGUCAUGGAGCUACAAAGGUUGUGAAGGAAAGGGUUGACAAGGAACCAAGAGUUGGGAAGGAUAAGGAUGAGAGAGGACCAAGGAUUGAGAAGCCACGUCUUGAGAGGGCUAGAGUUGAGAAACCACGAUCUGAUAGGCCAAGAGCUGAGGACUUGUUCAAGCCCCUUGUGUGCUUGAUGAAGAGAGCCUUCAAGCUUUGUUUGAUGAGCCACUAG
Messenger RNA from Microthlaspi erraticum, 651 nucleotides. NCBI's taxonomy places the organism in Eukaryota, Viridiplantae, Streptophyta, Magnoliopsida, Brassicales, Brassicaceae. The record is from the annotation of a GenBank genome assembly.